AUGUCUUCAACUUCUUCUGCUAAUCUGAAUAAUCGCGUUAAAGGAUCUAGUAAUACAAAGCCAUCUUCAAAUCCUGGAUCAACUUCCUCUACUCCCGGAUAUCCUAAACCAAUUGGUACAACUUCUGCCGGUGCUUCUUUCACCCCCCACAGUUCGAAUAAAAGGCAAAGAUCUAAACAUGCUGAUGAUAAUAUUGAUUUGCUGUCUACAAGAACACAUUUACCAGUCUUAUAUGGUUCUCGUCAACGCUCACAUGUAGCUAAUGCAUCCAGUGAUGCUGCUAGUCAUUCAAAGAAGGGUCCAAAUCAUAUUGUGAGAAUUUUUAAAGAAGACAAUACAUUUACUACCAUACUUUGUCCAUUAGAAACAACGACAGCCGACUUAUUAACAAUUGUACAAAGAAAAUUUUUCUUAGAAAGUACUUCAAAUUAUCAAAUCACCGUUUAUAUUGGUAAUUGUGUUAAAGUUUUAGAACCUUUUGAAAAACCUCUCAAGAUCCAAAUGGGUUUGUUAAUGUUAAGUGGGUACGUCGAGAAAGAUAACUUAAAAAUCAUCGGCCGUGAAGAUUUAUCCUUCAUUUGUAAAUUUGUCGUUGAAAAUAUCAUGUUAAGAUCUUUAACUCACGAGGAAGAAACCAUUUUAUCAAAGGACUACGUCGAUGUCAAUAUAAGCAGUUUAAAUUUGAAAAAUAUUCCAAUCAUCUUCCAUCAACAUACUUAUGAAAUUGAACGUCUUGUCGUUUCUGAUAAUCCUUCAAUUUAUAUUCCUUUAGAUUUUAUACAAUCUUGUAAUAAUUUAACAAGUAUUGUUUUCGCUCACAAUGGUUGCUCCAGAUUUCCAACUAAUUUCCUUGAAGCAAGAAAAUUAACUCAUCUAGAUUUGGAACAGAACUUUUUGGAUGAAUUACCUUCUAAAUUUAGUCAUUUGAAAAAUUUGAGCCAUUUGAAACUAAAUUCGAAUCAAUUGUCUACUUUACCUAAAUCUUUUGGUAAAUUAGCAAACUUAACCGUUUUGAAUCUCUCCUCCAACUAUUUCAAUCAUUAUCCGGAAGCAAUCAGUGAAUUAAGGAAUUUGAAAGAUUUGGAUUUAUCUUAUAAUGAUCUCUCCGUGAUUCCACCUUCUAUUGGAAAAUUGAGCAAAUUAUCGAAAUUGAACCUUUGCACUAAUAAAUUGAGUAAAUCUUUACCUUCAUGUUUUACAAACUUGGUUUCUUUGAAGAGAUUGGAUAUUCGUUAUAAUAAGAUUUCGAAUGUUGAUGUUUUAGGAUCGUUACCAAACUUAGAAGUAACUUAUGCUUCUAAGAAUAAUAUUUCUGCUUUUAGUGAUAAAAUGGAAAGUUUGAGAUUAUUACACUUUGAUAGAAAUCCUAUAACUAAUUUAGAAUUUCAAAAUUUAUUGCCCCUUUUAACAGUUUUAGAUUUAUCCAAGGCCAAAUUGACUUCUAUUCCGGCUGAAUUCAUUUCUAAGAUCCCUCAUAUUGAAAAAUUAGUUUUAGAUAAAAAUCAUUUGGUAAACUUACCUGACGAAUUGGGUAAUUUAAAUAAGUUAACAUCUUUAUCACUUUUUGGUAAUAACCUUCAAGUACUUCCUUCCACUAUUGGUAAAUUAACUUCUUUGCAAUUUUUAGAUUUACAUUCAAAUAAUUUACAAUUGUUACCAGAUGACAUUUGGAACUUGAAAUCAUUGUCGGUCUUAAACGUUUCUUCAAAUAUUUUAACUUCAUUUCCAAAACCUCCAUUAUCAGUGGCUAAAAGGAUAUCCUCCUCUGCUAACUUUAGAAGUUUGGCUAUGGAAAAGGCUAGUAGAGAAUCUCAUUCUCCAGAACGCUCGUUUUCUUUAUCUGAUAGCUUGUUGGUUUUAACUUUGGCAGAUAAUAGAUUAACCGAUGAAUGCUUCGAGUCAAUUUCUAUUUUGGUUGGUUUGAAAUCUCUUAAUUUGUCAUAUAAUGAUAUCUUAGAAAUUCCAGAGGGUGCCUUGAGAAGAUUAACCCGAUUAACCGAAUUAUAUCUUUCGGGUAAUGAAUUAACCAACUUACCAGCAGAUGAUAUUGAAAACAUCAAGGCCUUGAAAUUGUUAUUUUUGAAUAAUAACAAAAUGGUUGCAUUACCGGCAGAAUUAAGUAAGUUGGUCAACUUACAGCAUUUAGAUGUUGGGUCUAAUCAGUUGAAGUAUAAUAUUUCAAAUUGGCCAUACGAUUGGAAUUGGCAUUGGAAUCAGAAACUUAGAUACCUCAAUUUCUCGGGUAACAAAAGAUUUGAAAUCAAACAAAGCCAUAUCAAGAAUCCUGACACCGGAGAAGAUUACGACAGUCUUUUAGUAUUGAAGGAAUUGAAAGUCCUAGGUUUAAUUGAUGUCACCUUAACAACUACAUCAGUUCCUGAUCAAAAUGUUGAUAUGCGUAUUCGCACGACUGCUUCUGAAUUAGAAACAAUUGGAUAUGGGGUUUCAGAUUCAAUGGGAAUGAGAGAUGUCGUAUCCAGUAGAGAUAUUUUCAUCCAAAAGUUCAGAGGUAACGAAAAUGAAGUACUUAUUUGCUCCUUUGACGGUAAAUCAGGAGCCCCUCAUAAAAGUCAUAGGAUAUCUCAUCUUGCUAAGAGUCUUUUGGUUCCUUCUUUCACAAAUGAGUUGAACAGAUUAGGUUCGAAUGAAGAUGUUCACGAUGCUAUAAGAAGAACAUUCCUUACUUUGAAUAAAGAAAUCAAUAGUAUCCUUGCAUCUCAAAAGACUAAUAAUUAUACUCCACCCUCUGCUAAUCCUGAUUUGGCUUCCUUAAAUCUUAUCGAUGAUGCGAAAGCUGGUUGUUCUGUGGCUAUCAUUUAUAUAAAAGACAAGCGCUUAUAUACUGCAAAUAUUGGUGAUAUUGAAGCGCUUUUGUCGAAGAAUAAUGGUGAUUAUACAUUACUUACACAGAAACAUGACCCUACUAAUAGACCUGAAUUCGAGAGAAUCAGAGCUUCUGGUGGUUACGUUUCAGGAGAUGGUGCUUUGGACGGUAUACUACCAGUGUCGCGUGGUGUAGGUUUCUUCCAGUAUUUGCCUCAUACUCAUUCUGGUCCUGACAUCAAAGACAUUGAACUAACUGCAGCUGAUGAUAUGAUCAUUUUGGCUUCAAAAGUAUUCUGGGACUAUGUAUCCUAUGACUUGGCAGUGGAUAUUUUGAGACAAGAAAAGGACGAUCCAAUGAUUGCCGCCCAAAAAUUGAGAGAUUAUGCAAUUUGUUAUGGUGCCACUGAUAAGAUUGCAGUGAUGGUAAUUACAUUAGGACAGCAGAAGUCUAAAAAAUUCGGGUCGAAUUCCUUAUAUCAUAACUUGGGUCGUGAAAACGAUCUAUUCACCAACAAAAAGAGAAGAGAUAGAGCAAUUCAGCCAGGUGACUUAGCAUUAAGAAGAUUGGAAGAUGAAAUUGAACCACCGGUUGGCGAUUUGGCAUUGGUUUUCACAGAUAUCAAGAAUUCGACCUUGUUAUGGGAUACUUAUCCAGUUGCCAUGAGAUCUGCGAUUAAACUCCAUAAUACUAUAAUGCGCCGUCAAUUAAGAAUUGUCGGUGGUUAUGAAGUAAAGACCGAAGGUGAUGCUUUCAUGGUUUCUUUCCCUUCCCCAACUUCAGCUCUUUUAUGGUGUUUUAAUGUUCAACAUCAAUUAUUAACGGAAGAUUGGCCAACAGAAAUUUUAGAGACCGACCAGUGCUGUGAAGUCACAGAUGGAAAAGGUAAUGUUAUCUUCAGAGGUUUAUCAGUGAGAAUGGGGGUCCAUUGGGGUUCUCCAGUAUGUGAACUUGAUAUGGUCACUAGACGUAUGGAUUAUUUUGGUCCAAUGGUCAACAGAGCUUCAAGAGUGAGUGCAAUUGCAGAUGGAGGUCAAAUUGCUAUGAGUUCUGACUUCUGCGAUGAAAUAAAGAAUUUAUACGAGAUUCAUGAAAAAAUUGAAGGAGGUAAAACAACCAUUAGCGAAGCCUACCAAGGUAAUGUUCUUGCGGGUGAGAUCAUAGAACGAGAAAUACACUCACUAGAAGAGAAUGGAUGUAGCUACUUCGAAUUGGGAGAAAAGAAAUUGAAGGGUCUUGAAACUCCAGAGCUUGUUACUUUAGUUUUUCCCAAGAAAUUAGAAGUUAGAUUCGAAAUUUUCCAGCAACGUUUGUCUAAGGAUGAAGACAUCGGAUCUGCUAGUCGAGUGGUAGGUGCGUUACCUGUACAAAGUAUCUACGGUUUGAGAACUGUUUCCUUGAAAUUGGAAAAUCUCUGUUCAUCAAUGAGCGGUGGUUACCACGUUAAUGAAGGCUUUCAAAAAAAUUCAUCAGGUAUUAUUUCUGAAAAAAUCAACACUGACUUUAAAGAGUCAGAUCUUAUUAGUCUCUUCAACCAUAUUGUCACAAGAAUUGAAAAUUGUGUUGUCAUACUCGAGCUUAGACAAAGAUUGAAUGAAGCCAAUGGCCACAAGGGAAAAAUCGACUUUGUGGGUACGAAGAAUAUCAUGGCUGUCUUACAGGAAUUUAGCAAUAUCAUGAAUGAAAAUGCUAGUUUAAAGGCUGCAAUGGAGUCUCGUAAACAAUCUGGUUAUGUUGAAGAACUCUAG
Hyphopichia burtonii NRRL Y-1933 is the source of this 4572-nucleotide messenger RNA. It is a transcript of the gene CYR1, whose product is annotated as adenylate cyclase. Gene Ontology annotation, molecular function: protein binding. NCBI's taxonomy places the organism in Eukaryota, Fungi, Ascomycota, Pichiomycetes, Serinales, Debaryomycetaceae. Gene Ontology annotation, biological process: intracellular signal transduction; cyclic nucleotide biosynthetic process. The coding region runs from base 1 to 4572 and encodes 1523 amino acids. The record is from RefSeq and is a predicted model, not a curated record. The transcript is spliced from 2 exons.